Neospora caninum is the source of this 1428-nucleotide messenger RNA. RefSeq lists its product as hypothetical. Lineage: Eukaryota; Apicomplexa; Conoidasida; Eucoccidiorida; Sarcocystidae. The record is from RefSeq and is a predicted model, not a curated record. The transcript is spliced from 4 exons. Bases 1 to 1428 code for a protein of 475 amino acids. Gene Ontology annotation, cellular component: ribonucleoprotein complex; cytosol. Gene Ontology annotation, molecular function: mRNA binding; protein binding.
AUGGAAGGCGGAGUUGCACAGACCGGCGAGAUGGAGAACGGCGCUGCCGUCGGCGCUCCCCUGGGGGGCUCUUCGCGCCCCACCGGCCACAUGGCCCCGCACGUCGAGAUCAAGUUGUUUGUCGGUCGCGUGCCGCAGUCGAUGGAAGAUGCUGCCUUGCGGCCGAUCUUUGAGGAGUUCGGCGAAGUCAAAGAGGCAGUGAUUAUCCGCGACAAGGCAACGGGCAAGCACAAAAACAGCGCCUUCGUCAAGAUGGGCUCGAUUGCUGCCGCAGACGCGGCGAUUCGGGGGUUGAACAGCACGCGUAUUUUGGAACAGAGCAUGGGUCCGAUCACCGUCAAAUACGCGACGGGUGAGGCCGAGAAGUUGGGGUUUGCCACCUCGUCCUGCGAACCUGGCCAAGACCAGGCGAAACUCUUCAUCGGCUCCAUUCCUCGCAUGAUGACUGAGGACGAAGUUCGCCAGUUCUUCUCCACCUACGGCACAGUCGAGGAAGUUUUCGUCAUGAAGGACAACGUCCAAAACACUGGCAAGGGUUGCUGCUUCGUCAAGUUCGCCUUCAAGGAGGAGGCGCUGCAUGCAGUGCGCACUCUCAGCGGAAAGCACACCUUCGAGGGAUGCUCGCGCCCCGUCGAAGUCCGCUUCGCAGAGUCCAAGGCUGCUCGCCAGCAGCAACUCCUGAACCAACAAGGCAUGGGAGGCCCGCAGGGCAUGCGGGGACCUGGCCGCAUGGGGAACAUGGCGGGUGGCAUGGGCGGCGGCAACAUGAACAUGGGUGCGCCCGCGAUGGGCAUGGGCGGCGGUGCGCAGAUGGGAGCUCCGAACAACAGCAACCCGCGCGCCGCUGGCCAGUGGAAGGAGUACUUCACGCAGGACGGCAGACCGUACUACCACAACGAGUACACGAACGUCACGACGUGGGACCGUCCCCAGGAAUUCUAUCAACUCCCCCCCGCCCCGCCCCACAUGGGCGGCGCUGGCGGAAUGGCCGCGGGAUCCGGCUCUAACAGCAACGCAGAAGGUCCCCCCGGUGCGAACAUUUUUGUGUUCCACGUCCCGAACGAGUGGACCUACUACGACUUGAUGCAGAACUUUGGCGGUUUCGGGAAUGUCGUUUCUGCGCGCGUCGCGACGGACCGAACGACUGGCCGAAACAGGGGCUUCGCUUUCGUCUCCUACGACAACGUGGAGUCGGCCGCGACGGCCGUGAACAACAUGAACGGCUUCAUGGCAGGUGGAAAGCGCCUGAAGGUGUCGGUGAAGAAGGGCGAGGAGCAGUACGUCCAGCACCUGCUCCAGCCGCAGAACAACCCGCAAGGCCCGCGGGGAAACGCAGGCAGCGGCAUGCAACAACAGUGGGGCGGCUACAGCCAAGGCGGCGGUGUGUACGGAGGAAGCGGUGGCCAGCAGCGCUUUACGCCCUACUAG